GGGACGGAAGUGCGGCAGCGGAGCGGCCCCGGCGGUCCGGGAGCAGCCCGGUUCCCGCGGCCCCGGAAUGGCUGCCGGGCUGCCUCCCGAUGCGCUGGGUCGGCGGGUCGCCUGUGGCACCGACUACGGGACUGUGCGCUAUGUGGGCAGCGUGUCUCCUACUGCAGGAAUUUGGCUGGGCGUGGAAUGGGAUGAUCCGGAGAGGGGAAAGCAUGAUGGCAGCUAUGAAGGAACACAGUAUUUUACGUGCAGGCAUCCUAAAGGAGGAUCGUUCAUCCGGCCAAACAAGGCAAAUUUUGGCGUAGAUUUUCUUACUGCAGUAAAGGAUCGGUACGGAUUGAAUGAUGAGCAGGAUGUUCAGUGUGGCACAGGGAAUACAGUAGUGUUUGGAACAAAGACUGUGGAAUUUGUUGGCAUGGAUUCUGUUGCAGAACAGCAAAGACAACUGAACAAACUGGUGGAUAUCUCAGUGCGUGAGUGUGCAGUGAGCCAUGCUGGUCAGGAAGAGGAAAUCAGCAGAACAUGUGCCAAUAUGAGGCAUAUAAACCUAUCAAAAAAUCUGAUAUCAUCUUGGGAGACAGUAGCAGCUAUUGCUUCUCAAGUUCAAAAUCUGGAAACACUUAAUGUCAGUGAAAACAAAAUGAAAUUUCCAUCUACAUCAACUUUUACAUCCAGUGCAUUUUCAAACUUGAAGAUUCUGGCCCUUAAUCAAACUGAAAUAACAUGGACAGAGGUUCUUCUUUGUGCUCAAGGAUGGCCAGUACUUGAAGAGUUGUACCUUUCUUCUAAUAAUAUUACAGUUUUGGAAAGGCCUGAUAAUGUCCUGCAGACCCUGAAGUUGUUAGACCUUUCAGACAACCAGCUACUGGAUGGAAAUCAGCUGCAUCUCAUAGCACAGCUCCCCAGAUUAGAACAGCUAAUACUUAGAAACACUGGCAUAUCUUCUAUACACUUUCCUGAUGCUGGAUUUGGAUGCAAAACUAAAAUGUUUCCUUCGCUAAAACGCCUUGCAAUAAAUGACAAUAAAAUAUCACAGUGGUCAUCUAUCAAUGAGCUGGAUAAACUGCCAAGUUUGCGGGCACUGCAGUGUAACAAUAACCCCUUCGUGGACACGGAGAAGAACCCAGAGACCCUGAAACAGCUCAUUAUUGCCAAGAUAAGCCAGUUGGAGGUUUUGAACAACUGUGAGAUCCUUCCUGCUGAAAGAAGAGGAGCAGAGCUUGAUUAUCGCAAAAUAUUUGGAAAGGACUGGCUAGAAGCUGGUGGGCAUUGGAACCCAGAGAAAAACCAACCAAGUGAAGAAUUUCUUGCUGCCCAUCCUAGAUACCCAGCACUUUGUCUUAAAUAUGGAGCACCUGAAGAAGGAGAACUGAAGGGACAACAGCCUUUGACUCUGAAAAAUCAGCUCCUGACUUUGACAAUUAAGUGUCCUGAGAAACCUGAACAGAAGCCAGUGGAGAAAAAACUGCCAGAGUCUAUGACUAUUCAGAAGGUCAAAGGACUGCUGUAUCGCCUGUUUAAAAUUCCUGGUUCAGACCUGAAACUGUCCUACAAAAGUUCUAAACUGGAAGGAAAAGAAGUUGAACUAGACAAUGACUUAAAGCCUUUGCAGUUUUACUCAAUAGAAAGUGGAGACUGUGUGUUAGUACGGUGGUAAAGAAGGGACUCUCUUUCUGGACUGAAGGAAAAGCUGACACAAGAACUGCAGAAGAGAGACAGACACACGGACAGCCUGUGCCUGAACAGACAUACAGGUGAAUUGGAGUUUCACACAUGUGGCACCAAAGGGCUGUACAUCUGUACUUUUAACUCCUCAACUUGAUCAUCAGCCUCCAUGAAAGCAGCUGCUCAUUUGUCCUACUGGAGCGAUACCAAACUGUGCUUAAAUGCUUCAAUUAAAUAAAACUCAAGGUCACCCUUUUGCCAA
This is a messenger RNA of Zonotrichia albicollis (white-throated sparrow), 1927 nucleotides long. It is a transcript of the gene TBCE, whose product is annotated as tubulin folding cofactor E. Gene Ontology annotation, biological process: cytoskeleton organization. The record is from RefSeq and is a predicted model, not a curated record. Lineage: Eukaryota; Metazoa; Chordata; Aves; Passeriformes; Passerellidae. Gene Ontology annotation, molecular function: protein binding.